This is a messenger RNA of Sphaerodactylus townsendi, 1528 nucleotides long. RefSeq names its product ribosomal biogenesis protein LAS1L-like. Lineage: Eukaryota; Metazoa; Chordata; Lepidosauria; Squamata; Sphaerodactylidae. The coding region runs from base 1 to 1173 and encodes 390 amino acids. Gene Ontology annotation, molecular function: endonuclease activity. The transcript is spliced from 8 exons. Gene Ontology annotation, cellular component: preribosome, large subunit precursor; Las1 complex. Gene Ontology annotation, biological process: maturation of LSU-rRNA; maturation of 5.8S rRNA. The record is from RefSeq and is a predicted model, not a curated record.
AUGACGAUGUGUCUUGAAAAUGGUCUCUUUUCCUCCCUUCCAGAGAAAAUCGUAGACGUUUUGGUUUCAUAUAAAAAACAUCAGUUUGGGGUCCUGCAGGAGCUGCAGAGCGUCAAGAAGGCCUGGCCAGCGUGGUGCGGCUCUUCUUCGGAGGUGCAGUGGAUUGUGGCCCAGAUGAAAGACUUCCUGCAAGAGAGCAGGGAGAUGGUGGCCGCAGCAAUGCUCGGCAACGGCUUUCUCAUCCCAGCUGCAGAAGACCUGCGGACCUUAAGCCUCGGCCUUCAAGAAACCAAAGAGUGGGAUUUUAGCAUCCCCCAAACAUUCCUUCGCUUUUGGCAGCCGUUGCUGGCGGGUCUCCACUCCAGAGAGUUCACCCAGACCCUACUUGAGAAAAUGUUCAGGGAGCUAAACCGACACGCCCGGGAGUCAGGGCUCCAGACCCGGUACCUCAUCAACUGGAUCACGGAAAUUCUGAAGACCAACAUGCAAGCCAAGAAGAAGCCAAAGCGCUCUUCCAAGAGUUCCAAGAAGAGAAACGGAGGCUCUCCAGGGCUUUUUCUCCAUCGUGUUUCACUCCAGUGGUUGAAGCUCCUUGAGGAAUGCUUGGAAGCUCCUUGUUGGGCGAGUCCCCAUCUCCUACAUCUGAUCCUGCAGAGCAUGGAGCCCCCUUUGCCGUUGGACACGCAGAAGAAGCUUCUCUGCCUCACCUCCAUCUACACCCAAGAAGCCGACUCCCUUCCCAACCCAGGCUCGGCUGCAGACCUCUGCAGGCAGCCCAUUUACACCGUGGAGAGCUUGCAGCGGAAAGCCAAACAGAGCGGGGUGACUCUUGGGCUCAGCAAGAGGGCGGGACGGCUGGAGCGGUCUGCCAAAGAGGAGGACCUGGCGGAGGAGGAGGAAGAAGAAGAAGAAGAGAUGGAAACUCAGUCCCUGCCUCUGCUGGAAUCGUUCCAUGCUGAGAACACCAGGGCUUUAGCAGAGAAGAGGGCUGCGCUCCUGGGGUCAGCUUGGCAAGUCAGUUCAGAGGCAACAAAGUGGCAGCAGUUUCCUCUGGGAAAACUGCCUAGUCAGACAGACGAUCCCGACGCCCUAAGGGUGGAAGAGUGCUCCAUGAUGUCGGCUCUGGACCAGCCGGUGAAUGGAGACCACAGAUUCCCAACUGGUGCCACGUGAGUAUCGGCGAGGGUUGCGUGGGUUUUGCGUCAUAAUCGGCAGUCGGCACCAAACAGCCGCUCUGCUUAGUAGGUUGCAGCGGUGUGUGAUGCAGUUUUAAUGUUACUUUCUUGAGCUCAGCUACUAGGUAUCAGUCCGACAGCACCCUAGAGACCAAAAAGAUUUUCAGGGUUUAAGCUUUUGAGAGUUAAAGCUCCAUUUGUCAGACACAGGCGGUUUCAGCACGAGCCCCAGGAGCAGUGGCACGCCGGUGUUUAUGACGCCGGUGGAGCCCCAGGGCCGCUCGGACGCUCCUGUGUGAGUGGCUCAAGAGCAUCAACCGCUUGCGGGGCCGCCUUCGCAUGGGGCCCGCCGC